AUGUCGACGAUUUUUUUUUCUCAACCCGACGAGAGCGGACGAAUACAGCUACCAACCACCGACCUGACAGUUCGGGCGAUCACCGUAAAAAUGUCUCAAGCAGAGGACAAGACCUUUCUUCGUCCGACGCAGGAGAGGAAAGAUACCCUGGCGUUGCUCUGCUGUCUAAUAUGUGUUACGCUGGUCUGCAAUUGGUCCACACGUAUUCGCACUAACCCCCGAACGUGCAACAAGUAUACUCCGUGUAGACCGGCUGCAGACCUGUGUAACAACUUUGAUGUACUACAAAGCGGAAAAAGGUCACAAGAAACGCGUAAAAAGAAACCUAAACUCAUAGCACCUGUCUUUCUCUUCUCUCUUCCCCCUCUUUCUUUCUCUCUUUCUCUUUCUUUCUCUCUUUCUCUCUUUCUCUCUCUCUCUCUCUCUCUCUCUCUCUCUCUUUCUCUCCCCCUCUCUUUCUUUCUCUCUCUCUCUUUCCCCUCUCUCUUUCUUUCUUUCUCUCUCUCUUUCCCCUCUCUCUUUCUCUCUCUCUCUCUUUCCCCUCUCUCUUUCUUUCUCUCUCUCUUUCCCCUCUCUCUUUCUCUCUCUCUCUCUCUUCUCCCUCUCUUUCCCUCUCUCUCUCUUUUCCUCUCCUUUCUCUCUCUCUUUAUCCUCUGUUUCCCUCUUUUUCUUUCACCAUUUCUUUCACUUAUUCUUUCUUUCUUUCUUUCUUUCUUUCAUUUUUCUUCGUUUCUUUCUUUUUCUCUUUUUUCCCGAAAUUCAUUUUUUUCUUUCUUUCUUUAUCUAUUUAUUCAUUCGUUCUUUUUUCUUUCACUUCUUUCUUUCUCUCUUUCUUUCUCUUCUUUCUUUCUUUCUUUCUCUCUUUCUUUCAUUCGCUCGUUUCUCUUUUUCUCUUUUUCUUUGUUCCUCUUACUCGUUAUCAAUCGAUCAACAUUGUCCCCAUCGCUCUCAUUAUCUAUCUGUCCUCUCAUUUUCUUUCAUUUUCUUUCUUUCUUUCUUUCUUUCGAUCUAUCUAACUAUCUAUCUGUCCUCUCAUUUUCUUUCUUUCUUUCUUUCGAUCUAUCUAUCUAUCUAUCUGUCCUUAUCUAUCUAUCUGUCCUUUCAUUUUCUUUUUUCUAUCUAUCUAGUUACCAAUUUUCUUUCUAUCUAUCUAUCUAUCUAUCUAUCUAUCUAUCUAUCUAUCUAUCUAUCUAUCUAUCACUGUUCAAAUGUAUUUAUCUACCUACCUACCACAUGAAUCUUUUUUCAUUCUCUUUAUUAUUCCUUGAUUUUUUGCUUCUUAUUUUCUUUCUUCCCGUUUCUCCCUCUCUCUCUCCCUCUCUCUCUCCAUCUCUCUCUCCCUCCUCUCUCCAUCUCCCUCCCUCCCCUCUCCUCCUCUCCCUCUCCCUCCCUCUCCCUCCCUCUCCCCUCUCCCUCUCCCCUCCUCCUCCCUCCCUCCUUCUCUCUCUCUCUCUCUCUCUCCCUCACUCACUCUUUUUUUUGUUUUUCUUCCGCUUCAUUACAUAA
Molecule: messenger RNA, 1506 nt
Organism: Acanthosepion pharaonis
Lineage: Eukaryota; Metazoa; Mollusca; Cephalopoda; Sepiida; Sepiidae
Source: the annotation of a GenBank genome assembly